Molecule: messenger RNA, 7490 nt
Organism: Hyaena hyaena (striped hyena)
Lineage: Eukaryota; Metazoa; Chordata; Mammalia; Carnivora; Hyaenidae
Gene: BLTP3B
Product: UHRF1 binding protein 1 like
Exons: 22
Coding region: 510-4748 (1412 amino acids)
Source: RefSeq, a predicted model, not a curated record
UGCAGCCAAGAUGGCGCCGGCGGCGGCCGACGAGGCUUGAGCGCGAUGCUCCCGGUCUUCGGCGGCAGCGGUGGCGGCGGCUGUGGCCUCGGCCGGGGCGUCCGGUCUCUCCCGGGCGUGAGCGCUCAGGCGACUCUCCUCCGGCCGGGUUAGCCCGGAUAACGAAGAGGCAGCCACGAAGAGAGGAGGCAGUGAGAACCGCAGAAAGAGAGCGGCGCCUCCUGCCCCGGCACCAUGGCUGGGCUCAUCAAGAAACAGAUCCUGAAGCACCUCUCCAGCGACCCCUGCUGGCUGUGGUGGAGAUUGGUGUGCUGUGAAUUUCCUAAUCAAGGAAUCUAAGAAACCCUGGCAACUGACUGCUUGCUUUCACCAGGAAUAGGGACCUUUUGUCUGAAUUUCCUGCCCUCAGAUUUACUAAAAAUUUAUCUCCUGACAAGAUAAAUCUGAGUACCCUCAAAGGAGAAGGUGAACUGAAGAAUUUGGAGCUGGAUGAAGAGGUGCUCCAGAAUAUGUUGGAUUUGCCAACAUGGCUUGCUAUCAACAAAGUUUUCUGUAAUAAAGCAUCUAUUAGGAUCCCAUGGACCAAAUUGAAAACACAUCCCAUCUGUUUGUCCCUGGAUAAAGUAAUAAUGGAAAUGAGUACAUGUGAAGAACCCCGAAAUCCUAAUGGCCCCUCACCAAUUGCAACUGCUUCAGGACAAAGUGAAUAUGGAUUUGCUGAAAAAGUAGUUGAGGGAAUUACUGUUUCUGUAAAUUCCAUUGUUAUCCGAAUUGGAGCAAAAGCUUUCAAUGCAUCCUUUGAACUUUCUCAGCUACGGAUCUAUAGUGUAAAUGCAAACUGGGAACAUGGAGAUUUAAGAUUUACUCGCAUUCAAGAUCCACAGAGAGGAGAGGUUUUGACAUUUAAAGAAAUAAAUUGGCAGAUGAUUCGAAUAGAGGCUGAUGCUACUCAGAGUUCACACCUUGAAAUUAUGUGUGCUCCUGUUCGAUUAAUAACCAACCAAUCAAAAAUCAGAGUCACACUUAAAAGAAGAUUAAAGGACUGCAAUGUUAUUGCAACAAAGUUAGUUUUAAUAUUGGAUGACUUAUUAUGGGUUUUAACUGAUUCCCAGUUGAAGGCUAUGGUACAAUAUGCAAAAUCUCUUAGUGAAGCAAUAGAAAAAUCAACAGAACAAAGAAAGAGUAUGGCUCCUGAACCUACACAGAGCUCUGCAGUAGCCCCAUCUACCCAACAAGUGAAGACACCACAGACUUCAAAUGCUCCUGAUCUAAAUGAUGCAAUUGUGAAACUAUUCAAUGACUUUGAUGUUAAAGAAACCUCACAUCAUUUAGUGAUUUCUCAUCUAGAUCUACACAUAUGUGAUGAUAUUCAUGCUAAAGAAAAAGAGUCAAACAGACGUAUUACUGGAGGGGCUAUGCAGCUGUCUUUUACACAGCUAACUAUAGAUUAUUAUCCUUAUCACAAAGCAGGAGAUAGUUGUAAUCAUUGGAUGUAUUUUAGUGAUGCAACCAAAACAAAAAAUGGAUGGGCCAACGAGUUGUUACAUGAAUUUGAGUGCAACGUUGAAAUGCUUAAGCAGGCUGUAAAGGAUCAUAAUGUAGGUUCACCUCCUAAAUCCCCAACACAUGCCUCUCCCCAGCACACACAAACAGAGAAAGACUCAGCUCUAAAAGGGACUUCCAGAGCACCUUCAGUAUUAUCUCAGCAGUCCAAAGCUAAGUUAAUGUCUAGUUCUGUUGUGGUUAGACUUGCAGAUUUCAAUAUAUACCAGGUCUCUACAGCAGAACAGUGUCGUUCUUCUCCCAAAAGUAUGAUUUCUUGCAAUAAGAAAUCCCUGUAUCUUCCUCAAGAAAUGUCAGCUGUCUAUAUAGAAUUCACAGAAUAUUACUAUCCAGAUGGAAAGGAUUUUCCAAUUCCAUCGCCCAACCUUUAUAGCCAACUGAAUGCACUACAAUUUACUGUGGAUGAAAGAAGUAUUCUAUGGUUAAAUCAAUUUCUCUUGGAUUUAAAACAGAGUCUUAAUCAAUUUAUGGCUGUAUACAAGUUGAAUGACAAUUCAAAAUCUGAUGAGCAUGUUGAUAUUCGAGUUGAUGGCUUAAUGCUAAAGUUUGUCAUUCCUUCUGAAAUGAAAUCUGAAUGUCAUCAAGAUCAACCACAUGCAGUUUCUAUUCAGAGUUCUGAAAUGAUUGCCACAAAUACAAGGCACUGUCCAAAUUGUCGACAUUCUGAUCUAGAAGCUUUGUUUCAAGACUUUAAAGAUUGUGACUUUUUCAGUAAAGCGUAUACCAGCUUUCCCAAAUCUGGUGACAAUUUUAAUCUGUUGCAUCCAAUCUUCCAAAGACAUGCUCAUGAACAAGAUACUAAAAUGCAUGAAGUUUAUAAAGGAAAUAUUACUCCCAAGUUGAAUAAACACACUCUUAAAACUUCUGCUGCCACUGAUGUUUGGGCUGUGUACUUUUCUCAGUUUUGGAUAGAUUAUGAAGGGAUGAAAAGUGGAAAAGGGCGACCAAUAAAUUUUGUAGACUCUUUCCCUCUUUCCAUUUGGAUUUGCCAACCAACAAGGUAUGCACUGUCACAAAAAGAGCUGCAGACUUGUAAUCAAGCAUCUCUAAAUACAUCACAAAGUGAAUCUAGUGAUCUGACUGGACGAUUGAAGCGGAAGAAACUCUUGAAAGAGUAUUAUAGUACAGAAUCUGAGCCCUUGACAAAUGGUAGUCCAAAAUCUUCAGAUACAUUUCUAAGAUUUUCCUCUUCAUCAUCGGAUGCAGAUGUUCAUGCCCUGGUUCACAUUCAUAAACACGUCAGCAUGCAAAUCAAUCACUACCAGUAUCUGCUUUUGCUUUUCCUCCAUGAGUCACUCAUUCUGCUUUUGGAGAACUUAAGGAAAGAUGUAGAAGCUGUGACUGGUGCUCCUCCUAGUCAGACAUCCAUUUGCAUUGGAAUUUUACUUAAAAGUGCAGAAGUGGCUCUUUUGCUACAUCCAGUGGAUCAAGGAAAUGCUCUUAAGUCUCCUGUUGCUGAAAGUGUGAGCCCAACAGUUCCUGAUUAUUUACCUACAGAAAAUGGAGAAUUUUUGUCCUCAAAAAGGAGACAAGUUAGUAGUGGUAGAAAUCAAAUCAGAAGUGUAACUGUUAAUCACAUGUCAGACAACAGAUCUAUGAGUGUUGACCUUAGCCACGUCCCUUCGAAGGAUCCUUUGCUUUUUAAAUCAGCUAGUGAUACAAAUUUGCAAAAAGGUGUUUCUUUUGAUUAUUUAUCAGAUAAAAACUUAGGGAAAAUAAGUGAAGAUGAAAGUAGUGGAAUUGUGUGCAAAAGUGGAUCAGGAGAAAUUGGAUCAGUAACAAGUGACAAAAAGGAUUCAUUGUAUACAGAUUCACAUAGUGUCUUAAACUACAGAGAAAAUUCGAGUUUGCUGUCCUUUGAUAAUGAUGGUAAUCAAAACAUACUUUCAAAUAAUUUAACUACUAGAGGACAUGAAACCAUAGAGUCGGUCUUUAAAGCUGAAGAUUUGCUUCCAGAAACAGUUUCACUUUCUGAGAACCUAGAAAUCAAUCAAGAAGAAGCACCCACGGUUAGAACACUUAAAUCACAGUCAUCUUUAAGUGGAAAGCCUAAGGAACGGAUCCCGCCCAACCUGGGUCCACUCUGUGUUUCUUAUAAGAACAUGAAAAGAAGCCCCUCACAGACCUCAUUGGAUACCAUUUCACUUGACAGUAUGAUAUUGGAAGAACAGUUGUUAGAAAGUGAUGGAAGUGAUACUCAUAUAUUUUUGGAAAAAGGUAUUAAAAAGAACUCAACUACAAAUUACCAGAGCCUAACAGAGAGUGCAAAUGCCAGUGCAAAUCUCCAGAAUUUUGGUGAAACCUCUCCAGAUGCCAUCAGUACAAAUUCAGAGGGUGCUCAAGAAAAUCAAGACCUGAUGUCAGUUGUGGUGUUUAAAAUUACUGGUGUUAAUGGGGAAAUUGACAUCCGAGGGGAAGAUAUGGAAAUCUGUCUUCAAGUGGACCAAGUGACACCAGAUCAGUUAGGCAAUAUCAGUCUUCGGCAUUACCUUUGUAAUCGUCCAAUAGGUUCAGAUCAUAAAUCUGUAAUUCAUUCCAAAUCCUCUCCUGAGAUUACUCUGAGAUUUGAGAGUGGGCCUGGUGCUGUAAUACACUCUGUGCUUGCAGAAAAAAAUGGAUUUUUGCAAUGCCAUAUAGAAAACUUUAGCACAGAGUUUUUUACAUCCUCUCUUACUAAUAUUCAACAUUUUUUGGAAGAUGAAACUGUUGCAACCGUGAUGCCAAUGAAGAUACAAGUUUCUAACACAAAAAUAAAUUUAAAAGACGAUAGUCCUCGUAAUAGUACAAUAGCCCUUGAACCUGCUCCUGUAACCGUUCAUAUUGACCAUCUUGUGGUAGAGAGAAAUGAUGAUGGCUCUUUUCAUAUCAGAGAUUCUCAGAUGCUUAACACCGGAAAUGAUUUGAAAAAAAAAGUCAAAAGUGACUCAGUGCUGCUUACCAGUGAAGAGUAUGAUGUGAAGAAACAACACAGUGUCACUCAAGCCACUCAGACAAGUCCGGAGGUUCCUUGGCCUUCUCAGUCAGUUAACUUUCCUGGGUGCUCCUUUGAGUUUACUAGGGAACAGCUCAUGGAAGAAAAUGAAUUUCUUAAACAGGAAUUGGCCAAGGCUAAAAUGGCUCUUGCGGAGGCUCAUUUGGAAAAAGAUGCUCUUCUUCAUCAUAUAAAGAAGAUGACAGUUGAAUAGCAGGAAUGGCUGUCAAAAAUUAAAAUUAUAGCUCUGGAGUACAGAGGUUAUAUUUAUAAUAUUAUGUUACCAGUAGUGGAAGACUUUCCUUUUCAUGAAAAGACAAUAAAAUGAAAUAGAACGUGAUGAAGUGGUGACUAUUCCAAAGCCAGUUUAGAAAUAGGUACAGGCAUUACAAUCUUUUGGUUGUUUUGUGUUUUGGGGUUUAACCCUCUUUUAAACUGGUAUGAUACGGGGAAGUAAACACAUACUGUAAAAUAAUUACAUGCCUAAUGGAAAGAAGGUGUCAUUUCCUAAUUUUGAUAUCACAUUAUAGGCACAUUUUAAAAAGAAAAAUGGAAAGCUAUUGUGUCCCUACAAAUUGCUGAUUUUAUUUAUCACUAUUUGUUAAUAAUUUACUAUUAUUUACAAAUAUUCAAAUGCUUUUAGGGCUAAUGUAAUUAAAAGGAGGCCUACAUUUUAAAUGUUAUUAAAAUUAUGUACUUAAAUCUGUAAUUGUUUAAUUACUGUGAAAAAAGUCCAAUCAAGUUAAUAAAUUAUAUGGACUGGGUUUGAAAAUUCUGGAAAAUCAUCACCCUACUGAAUUUACAAAGUAACUUGAAAAUGUGAAAGAGAAAUCAUUUAAAAUGAAUAAUAAACUGUAAUAAGCUAUAAUUUUCAACUAAAAGGUCGUACAAAUGUAAAAAUAAAAAGCACAAACUGUAAAAAAGCAAAGCAUUACAGUACAUGGCCAACUGAUUUAGAAAGCAUUACUUGUACAUUCCUUUAAACAGUUAUUGUUAGAAGUAAAAGAAUAAUUUAACUAUCCUAAAUUUGGUAGCAUUUGUAACUAUAAGAAUUUUAAUUAAUACUAUUUAUAUUAUUUCUUUAUCUUUUCUCUAUUUAAGGAGGGAAAUGUUUUCAGAUAAUUUUCUUUUCAUAUACAUAAACAAUUUCAUACCAUUCUUGUAGUAACAUAUUAGGUAGAUAUUUACACAUAUUGUAUUUAUAAAGCUAGUUUUGAUUAAAGGUCUCUGUGAUAUAAAUAUUAUCUUCUAUAAUAAGAAUAAUGGUAAAUUUUGAAUUCUAUUUUCUAAGGCUUGUUAAGGUUGAAACCAACGUGAGAGAGAAAAUCAUGCGUUAUGAAAUAAAAGUUUAUGAGUGUUUAAGAAACAAACGUUUUUAAAGACUUAAAAUAUAUUUCUGAUAGAAUUAAACUAAGUAGGGUCUAUUUUAAAAUUCACAUUCUUAAACAUAAAUAUAUCCAAGCUAUAACAUGAAACAGAUCAGACUACUCUUUCUUUAAGAUACUUGAAGAUUUUAAACAACAUUACGACACUUAUGGUGCUUUGCUCAUUUGGCAUGAUGUCUACAGCCAUCCCUAUAUCGUAAUACUUGGAGGAAAAAAAUACAUGUUUCAUUUACACUAAGUGUUGGAAUGAUUCAGAUUUCACUGAAAACAAUACUGCCCUUUUUUUAUUCUGUAACAUCCAUUUUCAUUGACAUUAUUUAAAAAUACAGGCCCUGUUGUGAGAACUGAGGAUAUAGCAAAGAACGAAUUAAAUUGUUAAUUUUUCACCUCAGAGUAUUUUAAAAAUCAUCUUUAAAAUAUGUUAAUCUACAACUAUGUAAUAGUCUUAGGUUAAAAGCAAAGGUCUAAUUAAAGAUGUAAAACAUAUAGCUUAUGUCUUUAGUGUAGAGUACUUUAGAUUUGUAGGUAUUCAACAAAAGCAGUCUCUUCUAGAAAAGCGGGAUUGAUGGGACAUUAACCUCUUCAGAGCUGACAGUUUCUCAGGACUGCCCUAUUUGCUCUAUAGAAGUUUUAAAUUUAUGGUGUAAUUGUUUCGUGUUACAGAAGUUGAAUGCUUUCCUUAUUCCUUUUCAGUUUACUUGGCCUUCUCAAGAAGCGUGUAAACAGUAGAGGUGAUAAUUAACAUGGAUUUGAGUGUUCUUAUAUGCUUUGUUGGAAUUUUUAAAAUUUAUAGUGAGUACUAUUUUUAUAGAGAUUCAAAAUUCAUAAAGCACUUUGAAAAACAUUAUCUCAUGUAAUUCUCACAACAAAUCUGGGAGGUAGGUAUUACUCACAUUUUAAAAGUUACAAAAAAAAAAAAAAACCAACCAAACAAACCCUACAGCCUAAAAAGAAUAAGUGACUUGACUGAAAUCACAAUUAAUAACCUGCCCUUUUGAUUUAAAUCCCAAUUAUAUGUUUUUAUUUUACCUUUGUCAUUAGUUCUCAGAUUUUGCCAGAGGUAGGGAAAGGAAUCAUUUACUUACUUUCAUCUGUUUUUUUAAGAUAAAUAUAAUAAUUUUAAUUGUACAAGUGUGAUGUGUGUAUAUUUUUCAAACUACUUAGAAGAUAGUGGGAAAAUUUUUGUUUAAGUUAACCCUAACCUUUUUCACAGUGUGAGAAAUACAGGAAUAAACCUAUGAUAAACUUACCAGAGUUUUUUAAUGACCAUAAAGUAGGAAAAAAGUUGCCAUAUUUUUAUUUUAUUUAUUUUUAUUUUUAUUUUUUUGCACUGAAUCUCUAGCAGAGAUGUUAGUGAUCCGGGGCUAAAAUGAUAAUUGUGUUUUGCCUUUUAAUUUUAUGUACAUCAAAAACAUUUUCUUGGUAUCUUGUAUUUUUUUUCUUAUGUCACUUUGUCCUAGAAUUUCAAAAGCCCACCAAUGUGACAUUAACUGUGAUGAAGUGUUAUUUUUAUUUAAGCCAUGUAAGAAUGGCUAGGUGUGAUUGCAUGAAAAUAUAUGUGGAAAAAUUAA